Messenger RNA from Daphnia carinata, 603 nucleotides. RefSeq names its product nucleolar protein 12-like (gene vito). Gene Ontology annotation, cellular component: nucleolus. Gene Ontology annotation, molecular function: RNA binding. The record is from RefSeq and is a predicted model, not a curated record. The coding region runs from base 4 to 585 and encodes 193 amino acids. Lineage: Eukaryota; Metazoa; Arthropoda; Branchiopoda; Diplostraca; Daphniidae. The transcript is spliced from 3 exons.
GAAAUGGCGUGUAAAAACCAGAAAAACAAUGUUGUGAACAGUAAACAUGUUAAACAAAAAGGGGGAAACUACAAACCGAAAAAUCGACUUACUAAAGUGAACUUAAUAUUUGACGAAAAAGCCCGAAAGGAAUAUCUUACAGGAUUUAGAAAAAGGAAAGCUGAAAGACGGAAAAAAUUUAAUGAAAACCUUAAAAAGGAAAUUAAGUCAGAAAGGAAACGACUUCAAACUGAACUACGUGAAGAUAUUAAAAAAUCUGCCUCCAACAGGCGAAUCCCUGAGAUUGAACACCUAAUUGAAGAUGUAGCUCAUGUUUAUGAGCUCCCAGAGCAUACUAUAAAAAUAGAACCCAUAUUGGAUUCACAAAUCCGAAAUGAGAAUAUUUUUCUAGGAAAAAAUGAGGCCUCACUAGAAGCAUCUGAUCCAGAAAUUCGUCAGACUCUGCUUGACAAAAAGAAGAAAACCAAGGAUUUGAAUAGACAAAUGAAUAAGAAGCUUCUGAAGACUAAAGCCUUCAAGCGACAGACUCAAAUGGUUAGGGAUAAAUCUAGAAAGAGGGGCAAACAUUUAAAAAACAAAAAAUAAACUAAAGCCUUCAAAUGA